AUGAAGGUCGCCGCGAGCACUGUCAGGCCUCGGGCUGGUCUCCUCGUGCUCUUCCUCUGCCUCUGCCUGACUCUGUGGCUCGUCGAGGCUCGACCCAGCAAGCGAGCGCCCUCGAAAGAAUACGACUAUGUCGUCGUGGGCGCCGGCACCUCGGGCCUCACUCUUGCCGCUCGCCUCUCCGAGGAUCCAAGCGUGACGGUGGCGGUGCUCGAGGCUGGGAUCGACUACAAGUCCAACUUGCUCAACCAGCAGCUGACCACCAUCCCCGGUGCCGACGUGAUCGGCGCAGGAGCCAGCACGGCCGACAUCCCGCAGGCCUUGAUCGACUGGGGCUUCGUCACCGAGCCUCAGGCUGGCGCAGCGAACCGUCGGGUCCACUUUGCGCGCGGCAAGUGCCUCGGCGGCUCCUCGGCGCGCAACUUUAUGAUCUACCAGCGUCCGACCCGCCAGUCGCACCAGGAGUGGGUCGACCUGACGGGCGAUGACUCGUGGAGUUUCGAUGCGCGCUACGACGACUACCGCAGGACGAUGGCCGCCACGGGGCCGCGGCACGAGCUGCGCAGGGACACGCCGGCGGCCGCGUACGAGGCGGAUGCCUUUUCGCCCGCCGGGGGGCCUGUGCAGGUCAGCUUCCCCAACUACGCCCAGCCGUUUUCGGCGUCGCUGAGCCGCAGCCUCAACGAGCUCGGGGUCGAAACGGUGCGCGGGCACAACGGGGGCAGCAUCAACGGCGUUCAGUACGCCACCUGCACCAUCGAGGCGCGCGGUGGGCAGCGCUCGACGUCGCGCGCCUUCUACGACCAGAUCAAGGGCCGACCCAACAUCCGCAUCUUCACCCAGGCCCGUGCCAGCAGGAUCAUCUUUGACACGGGAGGAGCGCGACCGAGGGCCAGCCAGGUCGUGUUCGAGGACCGCUCGGGGCUGUUUGGCGUCCUCGCCGGCAGGGACGCCACCGUGACGGCCAGGAGGGAGGUGGUACUGAGCGCCGGCGCCUUCCAGAGCCCGCACCUGCUCAUGCUCUCCGGCAUCGGCCCGAAAGGGGAGCCGGCCAAGUUCGGCAUCCCUCUGGUCGUCGACUCGCCCCACGUCGGGCAGAACAUGGCCGACCACAUCUUCUUCGGGCCGAGCUACCCCGUCAAGGUCGAGACGCUGACCAGGCUCGCCUCGGAUCCCGUCUACCUGGCGGCCCAGUACCUCAACUUCACCCACCAGCUUGGGCCCAUGACCAACAACGUGGCCGACAUGAUCGCCUUCGAGCGCUGGUCGGACUCGACGCUGCGCUCGAUCGGAGCCGAUGCCCUCGCCUCUUACCCGCCCGACUGGCCCACGGUCGAGUACCUCUCCGCCCCGGGCUACGUCGGCAACUUUGACAACCUCUUUGUCGAAAACGCGCCCCGCGGCCUGCUGGGCACGCGCAACUUUGCCACGAUCCUCGUCGCCCUGGUCAGCCCGCAGUCGCGCGGCACCGUGACGCUGCGGAGCGGCAAGGCCAGCGACCUGCCCCGGAUCGACCCGCGCUGGCUGACGGACGUCACCGACCAAAAGGUGGCCAUCGCCGCGUUCAAGCGGGUCCGGGCGCUGUUCGCCUCCAGCGCCAUGGCGCCCAUCCUCGCGGGGCACGAGACCGAGCCGGGCCUCGACGGCGUCAGGACCGACGACCAGAUCCUCGCCUGGAUCCGCAAGAACCUCAUGACCGUCUGGCACCCGGCCUCGACCGCCCGCAUGGGCCGCAGCAUCGAUCGCGCCGUCGUCGACGCCCAGUUCCGCGUGUUUGGCGUCGACGGCCUGCGUGUCGUCGACGCCAGCGCCUUUCCCUCGCUCCUCCCCGGCCACCCGCAGAGCGUCUGCUACAUGAUCGCCGAGCGCGCCGCCGCCCUCAUCCUCGCCGACAAGUAG
Messenger RNA from Pseudozyma flocculosa PF-1, 1896 nucleotides. RefSeq lists its product as uncharacterized. The transcript is spliced from 2 exons. The coding region runs from base 1 to 1896 and encodes 631 amino acids. NCBI's taxonomy places the organism in Eukaryota, Fungi, Basidiomycota, Ustilaginomycetes, Ustilaginales, Ustilaginaceae. The record is from RefSeq and is a predicted model, not a curated record. Gene Ontology annotation, biological process: secondary metabolite biosynthetic process. Gene Ontology annotation, molecular function: flavin adenine dinucleotide binding; oxidoreductase activity, acting on CH-OH group of donors.